This is a messenger RNA of Exophiala bonariae, 921 nucleotides long. RefSeq lists its product as uncharacterized. Bases 1 to 921 code for a protein of 306 amino acids. The record is from RefSeq and is a predicted model, not a curated record. NCBI's taxonomy places the organism in Eukaryota, Fungi, Ascomycota, Eurotiomycetes, Chaetothyriales, Herpotrichiellaceae. The transcript has a single exon.
AUGACUUCUACCACCGUCAAACUAGACGCAGCCAGUCUCUUCAGCGUCCAUGGCCUCAACGUCGUCAUUACUGGUGGUGGAAGUGGUCUAGGUGCCAUGAUGGCUCGCGCCCUCGCCCUCAAUGGCGCGGCCAACGUGUUCAUCCUAGGUCGGCGUCUUGCAUCACUCCAGUCAGUCGCCUCUUCCGUGCCGACAAAGAACAUCCACCCAAUCGUGUGCGAUGUGACCUCGAAGGACAGCUUGCUGUCAAGCGUGGAGCAAGUAAAAUCCGUCACUCUGGUCCUCGAUGUGCUGAUCUGCAACGCGGGUGUUAUGGCCCCAGAAACUCCGGUCACCGAUGAGACCGGCAAGUACCUAUCUCUCGAGAAGUUUGCCGAAAAUCUAUGGGUUCCAAGCUUUGACUCUGUGAACUACACGUUCGCAGUGAAUGUGACAGCAACCCACUUCACAAUCGCCGCCUUCCUGCCCCUACUACAAGCCCGCAACCGGACGCGCCCUCACCCACCGACCGAGGAAAAUUUCACUGCUCGCCCACAGAUCAUUGCUACCGCCUCCACAGGUGGCUACAGUCGCAAGUUCCUCAACGACAUGAUUUACUCACCCGCCAAGGCGGGAGUGAUACACAUGAUGAAAAUGCUGUCCACGGUUCUAGUCGAGUACGACAUUCGUGCCAAUGUCUUAGUACCGGGGUACUACUAUAGCGAGAUGACGCACAACAUGUACACGGGGGAAGGCAGGGUGAACCAGCACAAUGUUGAAGGCACAUGGGAGAAGAGUCGAGUGCCGGCGACAAGGACGGGUGAUGAGCAAGACAUGGCAGGCGCUAUCCUCUGGUUAUGCAGCCGCGCAGGAGCAUACAUCAACGGCAUGUCGUUGAUCACCGAUGGUGGAAGAUUGAGUGUCUUGCCAAGUACCUACUAA